This is a messenger RNA of Caenorhabditis remanei, 1131 nucleotides long. RefSeq lists its product as uncharacterized. The transcript is spliced from 6 exons. The coding region runs from base 1 to 1131 and encodes 376 amino acids. Gene Ontology annotation, cellular component: endoplasmic reticulum membrane. Gene Ontology annotation, biological process: sphingolipid biosynthetic process. NCBI's taxonomy places the organism in Eukaryota, Metazoa, Nematoda, Chromadorea, Rhabditida, Rhabditidae. The record is from RefSeq and is a predicted model, not a curated record. Gene Ontology annotation, molecular function: 3-dehydrosphinganine reductase activity.
AUGAAAAAUAACAAAGCGGGAAACCAAGUGGAAGCCGAUUUUGCUCGUUUAGGAGUCAGAAUUGAGUUACCUGAUAAGAGAACAUUUUCAAUCGAUCAAUUCGAACUGUUCGUCAACGAGGCGAUUCGAGAGAUUUUCGGUAAUUGUGGACCGAUUGUGAAGAUCUCCGAAUACAACAGCGACCUUCGUCGUGGUUCCGUCGUCGCUCCGGGCAACGAAAUUCAACAAGUUUGGGCGGCUCUCUCGUCGAAAGGUCACUUCCAGGGACAACGUAUUGCUGCUCAUCUUCAUACGCUAACGGAAACUCCGGCCACCUCCAUUAAAGCCAGUGACGAGCUCCAAGUUCUAGCGGAUCAAAGAGGACAGCGUCAAAAAGUGCAAUGGAAAUCGAUUGAUAUGACAGCUGACUACAAUGUUAUCAAAACCGCUUUUGAUGAUUGUGCCAAAGAAAUCGGUCCAAUUGAUAUUCUCAUUAAUAAUGCUGGUCAUAGUGUUCAAGCUCCAUUCUCAGAACUUCCAGUCACUGAUUUCGAGAAGCAGAUGAAAGUGAAUUAUUUGAGUGCAGUUUAUGCCACCCGAGCGGUUGUUGAUGACAUGAAAUCACGAAAAACAGGACAUAUCUCAUUUGUUUCUUCUGCCGCUGGUCAAUUCGCCAUUUUCGGAUAUUCUGCAUACUCGCCAACCAAGUUUGCUCUUCGUGGAUUCGCUGACACUCUUCAUAUGGAACUUCUUCCGUAUAAAGUUAAUGUUGGAGUGCUCUAUCCACCUAAUACCGAUACUGAAGGAUUCAAGGAGGAGCUCCUGACGAUGCCAGAGGAAACCAAAUUGAUGAGCGACGCCGCUGGUCUCUUCACUCCAAAAUUCGUAGCUGAAGCUCACCUGAAAGACAUUGCCGACGGAAACUACACCACAACCAUCGGGCUCGACGGAUGGAUGCUUGGAGUUCUCACCGCUGGAGCUUCGCCUGAAAAAUCGCUCUUCCGUGCUUUGACUCAAGGAGCUCUUGCUGGAAUCUUCCGUGCCAUCACCUUGGUUUAUCUCGGAUAUUUCAAUGGAAUCACGAAGAAGUGUUAUAGAAGACGUCUCGCAGAGAAGGAAGAAGAGCGAGAGAAUGAGAGAAAGGAGGAGUAG